AUGGCUGCUAGUGACAGUGUUUCUAAGAACACACCCAAAGUCACCAAAGAAUUGGGAUACGGCCGAAAAGGAGCCAACACGCCAUGCCUGCGCUCGCCUGGAGAGACGGCAGCUGCAGGAAUGUGGUCUCUGCUCCUGCUCACUGUCUACACCACAGAGCUCACUGUCUACUCUACACCCCCACAGCUCACUGUCUACACCACAGAGCUCACUGUCUACUCUACACCCCCACAGCUCACUGUCUACACCACAGAGCUCACUGUCUACUCUACACCCCCACAGCUCACUGUCUACACCACAGAGCUCACUGUCUACUCUACACCCCCACAGCUCACUGUCUACACCACAGAGCUCACUGUCUACUCUACACCCCCACAGCUCACUGUCUACACCACAGAGCUCACUGUCUACUCUACACCCCCACAGCUCACUGUCUACACCACAGAGCUCACUGUCUACUCUACACCCCCACAGCUCACUGUCUACACCACAGAGCUCACUGUCUACUCUACACCCCCACAGCUCACUGUCUACACCACAGAGCUCACUGUCUACUCUACACCCCCACAGCUCACUGUCUACACCACAGAGCUCACUGUCUACUCUACACCCCCACAGCUCACUGUCUACACCACAGAGCUCACUGUCUACUCUACACCCCCACAGCUCACUGUCUACACCACAGAGCUCACUGUCUACUCUACACCCCCACAGCUCACUGUCUACACCACAGAGCUCACUGUCUACUCUACACCCCCACAGCUCACUGUCUACACCACAGAGCUCACUGUCUACUCUACACCCCCACAGCUCACUGUCUACACCACAGAGCUCACUGUCUACUCUACACCCCCACAGCUCACUGUCUACACCACAGAGCUCACUGUCUACUCUACACCCCCACAGCUCACUGUCUACACCACAGAGCUCACUGUCUACUCUACACCCCCACAGCUCACUGUCUACACCACAGAGCUCACUGUCUACUCUACACCCCCACAGCUCACUGUCUACACCACAGAGCUCACUGUCUACUCUACACCCCCACAGCUCACUGUCUACACCACAGAGCUCACUGUCUACUCUACACCCCCACAGCUCACUGUCUACACCACAGAGCUCACUGUCUACUCUACACCCCCACAGCUCACUGUCUACACCACAGAGCUCACUGUCUACUCUACACCCCCACAGCUCACUGUCUACACCACAGAGCUCACUGUCUACUCUACACCCCCACAGCUCACUGUCUACACCACAGAGCUCACUGUCUACUCUACACCCCCACAGCUCACUGUCUACACCACAGAGCUCACUGUCUACUCUACACCCCCACAGCUCACUGUCUACACCACAGAGCUCACUGUCUACUCUACACCCCCACAGCUCACUGUCUACACCACAGAGCUCACUGUCUACUCUACACCCCCACAGCUCACUGUCUACACCACAGAGCUCACUGUCUACUCUACACCCCCACAGCUCACUGUCUACACCACAGAGCUCACUGUCUACUCUACACCCCCACAGCUCACUGUCUACACCACAGAGCUCACUGUCUACUCUACACCCCCACAGCUCACUGUCUACACCACAGAGCUCACUGUCUACUCUACACCCCCACAGCUCACUGUCUACACCACACAGCUCACUGUCUACACCCACACAGCUGUCUAUACCCACACAGCUCACUGUCUACAUUCAUGUGACUGUUCAGUUGAUUUCACUGACAGGACUUUAACUAUUCUACUGUCUUCACCAACAUAA
This is a messenger RNA of Myotis davidii, 1767 nucleotides long. Its product is annotated as extensin-1-like. The coding region runs from base 1 to 1767 and encodes 588 amino acids. NCBI's taxonomy places the organism in Eukaryota, Metazoa, Chordata, Mammalia, Chiroptera, Vespertilionidae. The record is from RefSeq and is a predicted model, not a curated record. The transcript is spliced from 2 exons.